Molecule: messenger RNA, 786 nt
Organism: Bipolaris maydis ATCC 48331
Lineage: Eukaryota; Fungi; Ascomycota; Dothideomycetes; Pleosporales; Pleosporaceae
Product: peptidase A4 family-domain-containing protein
Biological process (GO): proteolysis
Molecular function (GO): glutamic-type endopeptidase activity
Source: RefSeq, a predicted model, not a curated record
AUGAAACUCUCUCUUACUUUCGUCGCUAUCGUUUCCAGCUCGGUCCUGGCCGAGGGUGUACAGGCCCGAGUCCAUGGAAACUAUCAACAAUUGUCACAGCCCCCAGUCCAAGACAGCACGGGCUUGAAGAUGCGGUGCAGAUCCAUCGCGAGGGAUAUAGAGAAUGCACACCGGGUAGUAGCUCGAGACAACCGGGCGGGUGCUAUGCUCUCCAAAAAGCUUUGCGUAGGUAACUUUGCGCCUGCCAUGGGGCGUUUUACGGUUCUGAUACCCAAGCACACUGGCGCCUCGAGCGACACAGAAUGGGGGUCCGCAUGGGUGGGUAUUAGUGAGUAUACAUUUGAGUCCCAACUACGGGGUGGCGUGGACUUGGCUGUUGAAAUAUCCGGCAAGGUAUCAUACACGGCAUGGUACGAGGGGUUCCGUUACGAGGCAUCCUAUCUGUACAAUUUCAACGUUACAGGCGGGGAUGUGAUCCAAGUGAAUAUAGCGACUACAUCGCCGACCAUGGGGCAUGUUCGAUUGAUCAACGUCAGCACUGGCAACAGUAUUAGUGUGGAUGUGACAGCGCCUCCAGGCAUCUUCUUGACCGGCGACAAUGCAGAAUGGAUCAUCGAAGACUUUUUGGCUGGAGGGUGUUUGCCGCUGGCAGACUUUGGGAGGGUGGUGUUCACAAAUGCCAGUGCCAAGAUGAGCACUGGUCGGGUGGAGGAUCUGAGAGGUGCUACGAUUAUCAAGAUGGUGUUAGAUGGCAAGCUAGUUGCUGAUAGUGUUAUCAAUACUUAG